UCCAAAACUAUAAAUGAAACAACAACAAAUUAUACACUUUCAAUACUCUCUAUUCACCUUGGUCCUUGCAUUCUCCUCUUAACUUUUCUCCUUGCCCUUUUCUUCUCUCCCCUCGAUUCUCUCUUUCUUUAUUUUUAAGUCAAACCUCAAAUAAAUCCCAUCCUUUGGAUUAACAUUUUAUUUAUUUCAUUUGUACACUAAAAUGUUACACAGAAGAUCAGAAAAUAAGGUAAACAAAUCAAUCAUGUUUCGUUUCAAUGAUCAUCCAGACAUUGUUAUGGAGGUUUUGAAACGUCUUGACGGACGUUCAUUAGCUGUUGCUUCUUGUGUUUGCCGACUUUGGUCUUCGAUUGCUAACUCAGACGACGCCGUUUGGGAGUAUGUUUGUUUCCGCCACGUGUCACCUCCUCCUGGUGUUCGACCUCUUGUUUUGGCACUUGGAGGGUAUAAGCGUCUUUACAUGCUCUGUGUUCGUCCUGUUCUUCGGAGACUUAAUAAUAAGAAAAGAACUACAGCGAGGUAUGGGGAGGGUGAGUUGACUCGGCGAGUUUGGACGAGGCAAGGAGCUCAGCUUUUAUUGUCAUUGUUUUGUGUUGAUUAUUACGAGAAAUUGGGAGGAACAAGUAAUGGAAGUGGAGGUAGGAUUGGGAGUGAUGCGCUUCCAUCUUCUCUCAUCUUCCUCUGUAAGCCCGUCAAUGUUUAAUUAGUUUUAUUUUAUUGUUUAAUUAAAAUUAAUUAAUUACCACAUCAUCAUUUUUCUUUUUUCUUUUUUCUUUUUCCUUUCUAAAUGGGGGAUGAUUCUUCUUAGUUCAUUUUUUAGUUGCUCCUCAAUAAUUAUUUUUUAUUUGUACUGAAAAAAUUUAAAAAAAAAACUUAAUUGUUAACAUUAUUAUAUUAUAUUUCUUUAACCCAUCUA
Molecule: messenger RNA, 916 nt
Organism: Amaranthus tricolor (Joseph's coat)
Lineage: Eukaryota; Viridiplantae; Streptophyta; Magnoliopsida; Caryophyllales; Amaranthaceae
Product: F-box protein SNE
Exons: 1
Coding region: 203-703 (166 amino acids)
Biological process (GO): regulation of gibberellic acid mediated signaling pathway; gibberellic acid mediated signaling pathway
Cellular component (GO): SCF ubiquitin ligase complex
Molecular function (GO): protein binding
Source: RefSeq, a predicted model, not a curated record